Messenger RNA from Racocetra persica, 126 nucleotides. Lineage: Eukaryota; Fungi; Glomeromycota; Glomeromycetes; Diversisporales; Gigasporaceae. The record is from the annotation of a GenBank genome assembly.
AUGGAUUUAGCAGAGGAUGCGAUCAAAUUUGCAAUUUUUUUGGUCGAUGCGGAUCGACUUUUUGAUGUCGCUUUGGGAAUGUACGAUUUCAGUCUUGUUCUUAUGGUUGCUCAACAGUCACAAAAG